This is a messenger RNA of Nipponia nippon (crested ibis), 1248 nucleotides long. The record is from RefSeq and is a predicted model, not a curated record. Lineage: Eukaryota; Metazoa; Chordata; Aves; Pelecaniformes; Threskiornithidae.
AUGACCAUGGUUUCCCAUGGAGCUGAAAGGCAGGCAAGUGCCUUUAAAAAGUCCGCCUUGUCAGUUGAACCAGUUCACAAGGUGGAUCACCAACAGUAUCAAAGUCUGUUAAAGAAGAUAUGCAUGCCUGUUGUGAGAGGUCCUGAGAACAGACAUGGCUUUGCCAGCUUUGAAGAGAAAAACAGUAAUUUUUCCCUUAAAUUCAAUUCAUUCACAUCUCCAGUAGAGCUGAACUACCCUUUAUUCCCACACUAGGAUGAUGUGCCUUUAGUGGAUCCCUGCUCAGGUUUUGUGAGUCCAGGAGCAGAUGCUGACCUGCGGCCCACUGUUGAAAGAGCUAUUGAAUCCCUGGUGGACUGCAGUGAUUGGACACCUCACCAGCAGGUCCCCAUCACUGGAAAGAGAGGAGAGCCUCCCCACAAGAGAGAGAUGAUCCUCCUGGAGGAAACCAGCCAGGACAGAAGGUGGAACUCUAGGGCUGUGUCAGCUGCUUCUGUCAGAGCACGACUCAGAGGUUGGAGAACUCCAGUGAAAGUUGCUUCUGCUCUACCUGACCAAAACCAUAUUUUUGCAUUUUGUAUGGAUCCCAAUCUCAAGGAAUCAAGUGAUCCUUCUGCAAGGUGGAAAGAAGAAAAAGCAAGGGACGAUUUCUACAAGAAAAAUACUCAAAAAGCUUAUGAAGAGGCUCCUUGGGAUAAUAUAUUACCUUCCAAAAUCCAGCCUCCAGAAUCAACAGUAAAAGUGUUGGCUGCGUGUUUCACAAAAAGGAGAUAGUAUCCUGAACCUGAAAUAAGCCAAGUUGUUGGAGGCUUCUGGGACAGAUUUCAAACAAAAUCUUUUACCUCUCCACAGAGACCUGUUGAUUUUGUAAGCCGAAGCUCUCGAACCUGUCAUAUCCCUUUGUAUACUGGCUGUGUUGGUGCAGUAAAUUUUGAAGACAUUGACAAUGCUGAUGCAGACUUAAUCCCACUUAACCAUGUGCGAACUUCAAAGCCUCCCUACACAGGCACUGCACGCACUCCAGAUAUCCCUGGAUACACUGGCAAGGUUCAUUGGUCAGCAACCCAUCCGGCAAAUUCUAAUCUUCCAUCAACAACCCCAUCAAUAAUUGCAUGAAUGCAUGGAUACAUAAAAAAACAUGGAAGCUCAUCUCAGUAUAAUCGCCAGGGACCUUUUUCUCAAAUGGUGACUCCAGUUAGUCCUCAGAAUUCUUUCAACAAGAGAGAACGAGAAACUAUUACAGUUUAG